Messenger RNA from Ruditapes philippinarum (Manila clam), 2268 nucleotides. RefSeq names its product zinc finger protein GLI4-like. The record is from RefSeq and is a predicted model, not a curated record. Lineage: Eukaryota; Metazoa; Mollusca; Bivalvia; Venerida; Veneridae. The transcript has 7 exons. Gene Ontology annotation, cellular component: nucleus. Bases 167 to 2044 code for a protein of 625 amino acids.
GUGAUUUACCCACGUGCAUGAUGUCAUAGCGUCACGAGAACAUAGUGUUCUUUAAAAAAUAUAUCUAAUUUUGAAAGUUUUAAAAUUCGCUCUUAGUUGUUACAUUAAUAACCAACAAAAGACUGAUUUAGAUAUAACUAAGAUAAAAUAACUGCUUUAACUGAGAAUGGAUACGUGUGUUUUGAUUCCGGAGGAGUUCAGCUUGGUUCUUACUCUACAUCCGAACCCAAAGAACAUUUUAGAAAUGAAUGUUGCUUUAUGGAGCAACAAGACGUUGCCACAAGGGACUCGGUUCUACCCAGACCAGGGGACUGUCAGGCUUGAUAAGCUGGAAGUCUACUCUAAACUGACAGAAGAUGAUGUGCGAAACGAGUAUGGCUGCGAAGACACGAUUUCUGUUAUUGAAGGCCGGGAUGUACGUCACUGUAACUGGAUACGUUUUCUGAAAACUUCUGACGUAAUAGAUGACGUCAACGUCGUCGGCGUCAAGAUAAAGGGCGAAGUCGUAUUUCAAACAGUCAAAACCAUUUUACCAAAUGAGGAAAUCGUAGCGUUCCUACAGCGAGCAGACGAUAAUGUAGAGAUAGAGGAAGUACUCAAAACAACUUCAGAGAAUGUUACACCUGAUUUAAGUAAAGUAAAAGUAGAGAUGGACGUGACACCAGUUUCUCCGGUACCAUUUCCAGGUGCACGAGACCUGAUGACGUCACCACCUUCCCGAGAAGAUGACUGCAAGUCCAGUGUGAGUGAUGCUACACACAGUGGAGAUGAAACGAGUCCAAUGUCCAACUUGACCGGUACUCCCGAAACGGAAAGAUACUCCGAUCCUGACUUGUCACCCCACCACAGUACGUCGUACCCCCACCAGAUGUCGCCUCUUAAUCUGACGUCAUACAGCACGCCGUCCAAAUCAAGCUCUUCUGCUUUCACAUCACCCCUAACAUCAAGUUCCCGAUCCCCACUGACGUCACCAAAUAGCAUGUCGUCACCAGUGUCAUCCCAUGCUGACCACACCACAUCACCGUCCGAUAACAGUUACCGUCCAAAACGUAACCGAGAGCGCACGUGGCUCCCGUGUGAAGUUUGUGGGAAGAAGUUUGAUCGUCCAUCAUUGUUGAAACGUCACAUGAGAACACACACAGGAGAGAAGCCCCACGCCUGUGACGUCUGUGGUAAAGCGUUCUCUACGUCAUCCUCCCUGAACACGCACCGACGUAUUCAUAGCGGAGAAAAACCACACCAGUGUGGGAUAUGUGGUAAACGAUUCACAGCAAGUUCCAACUUAUACUAUCACAAGAUGACCCACAACAAGGACAAACCUCAUAAGUGUCAAAUGUGUUCUAAGUCAUUCCCUACUCCCGGAGAUCUAAGAUCGCACAUGUAUGUACACAAUGGUUCCUGGCCGUUCAGAUGUGAUGUAUGUAACCGGGGAUUCAGCAAACAAACCAAUCUGAAGAACCAUCUCCUCCUCCAUACCGGUGAUAAACCCCACGAAUGUCCAACAUGCGAGAAGAAGUUCGCCCUGUAUUGCAACCUGAAGACGCAUCUUAAGACACACGAAGAUGAUAACCAAGGUAGUUGUAUGGAUUGUGGUAGAACAUUCCUGAAGAAAGAUGGCGUCACAUCCGACAAGUGCUCCGAUUGCAGACGAUCUCCCUCCCCGAAAACAUCACAGUCCAGUACGAAAAAGCUUAGUGACUUUAGCAUAUCAAAACUAACAAAUGAUGAAAACACUGUGUCCACAACCACCAAAAGUCCCCCCAAACCAACAGACAUUUAUGACCCUAGAUUAUUUCCCUUCUACAAUCCUAUGAUGUUGAUGACCCCGCCCUCUUCAAGGUAUCUGGGCAGCGAUCACAUUCCAGUCGGUUACUUACCUGUUUUUGGAGGAAUGAGUGUACCGGAAGCUCGAUAUGCGCAGUCAUUAGGUGGUUUUGUUCCAAGAUUUAGUCAGACUCUACCGUUACCGGAAGCAGCAUACCAGUCGCACGCAGCAAUGACGUCACUUAGACACCCAGACUACUCCGGACUCAUCGCCAAAUGAAACUAAUUACAUAUUGAAAAAGACAAUUGAGAUGUGCUAUUUGAAUUAUAAUUAUAACUGUGAUUUAAACUACAGCAAAUGAACUGAUGAUUAUCUGUGUUAAUGAAAUAUUCGACAUGCCAACUGUGACAUAUGUAUAGAUGUACAUAUUUGUAUAUACAUUGUAAGAACUGUUGUUAAAGUGUUUAUCUUGUAUUUGACUACAUAUACAUAUUAUGAAACAU